AUGAAUGAAGAGAGGAAGAACGCUGGAAUUACGACUCGGUUCAAACGAACAAAACCACAAGUCUUUAUUGCAACAGUAGCUGCAGCUGUGGUGGCUUACUAUGUGUGCUCGCACAUUUUCUUGAUUCUUCUGGGCUCGAUAAUUCCUAUGCUUAUAUUUGGUUACAUGAUAUUGCGAGUGGGCGCUCACUCGCCAGAAUCGAUAGAGAGUUUAAACGAAAAGCUUCGGGCAAGGUUUCCACGAUUUAGAUUUACUGAGUCACAUAAUUGGGCAAAAGAGGUUUCAGAUCUGAAUCAAGAGGCAGAUGCAGAUCGCAUCAACCAACUAUAUCCUGAAAACUUCGUAAUCAGUGACACCCUCCACAACUUGAUAUUGCUAAUAACGCGAGACUUCGUAGAGUCAUGGUAUACACGGAUCAGCCCAGAUAAGAGAUUUUUAGUGGAGGUACAGGUGCAAAUAGGCAACAUUGUUACUCAAUUGCAGCAGAGACUGAGCGAGAUAGAUUUGACCGAAACACUUGUCUAUCGUGUCCUGCCGUUAGUCACAGACCACUAUGCAAAUUUUGCUACUGCACAAGAGAUUAUGAAGAACAGGAAACUUGGCACAGUUAGAUCCUUCACUAGUACGUCCGAUCUUGACAAAAUAGUCGCGUCUUGCUACAACAAAGGAAAGCUGCAUCCGGCGAUCAAGCUAAAAAGCGUUGACCCAGGUGAUGAUAUUCAAAGAUGGCUUUCACAACAAAUAUCCAAGAUUCUCCCGCUGAUAGUCGAUGAGAAGGAGAUAGAGUCUCCUCCUAUUUUCCUGCUUCUCAGAGAGAUUUUGGUGAAAUGCGUAUUUUUCCAAAUCGUGGAGAUGCUUUCCGACCCGGACUUCUACAACCAGCUCGUAGAAAAGACCCUUGGAAAUGCUAUGAAGGACCGUUUGAACGUUAAGCGUUUUCGAAGCGCGCUGAGUAAGCAUAGCGUUGAGAAUCUGAGAAAUUCUCGCUCACUGAUUUCACGAGGAAGGUUGAAUGCAACGAGCGAUGCAGCUAGAUUCCAUCGUAUAUUGCGCGAGAUCAACAAGUGCCAGUCCAUGGUAGAGCUCAAACAGUACAAGUACUACGUGACACUGCAAUUGAAUAAAGCGAGUCGGGGUGAGGACGCCAAUAACCAGCUGUACAAAGAGAGACUUGCUGCCCUACGCAGCGCGACCGAUAAACGUCUCUUAUCGUUGCUGAAAUCAUCCUCCACUCUGGCAGUACAGGAACCAAAUGUGAACACCAACUUGGACAUCACGUUUGCCGAGAUACUAAAUAGUCCUGCGAAACUCUCUGUGUUUACAGAAUUCAUGGAACAGAGGCGGCGCACCCCUCUACUCAAGCUGUGGCUUGUGGCUGAAGGACUGAGAAACCCUUUGGAGGAUAAUUACGAUCUCUCGGAAGAAGACAGCAGCGAAGACGAGUCUGACCUAGAAUACUCUAUGACGAUGGCUCAAGGUGACGAUAUAUGCCAAAUAUUCGAGGAGUUCUUUGAAAGUCCGAUUCUGAAGAUAGACUCAAAAUGCUAUUCCAACGUUGCCCGAUUUGUGGAAACAAAGCCUGCAGAUCCAAUGCUCUACUACAAAGCUCGCAAGUCUUUAUUCAAGCUACAGAACGAAGUUUAUCAAAGAAUGCAAAAGACCGACUACGUUGCGUUCAAGCAAUCUGAUCUUUACUUGCGACUGGUUGCAGCUGAAGAACAGACAAAAAGCGAAGGCGUAGAGAUAGAAGAAGAUGAGACUAAUGGCGAUCCGUUGGCUGAUUAUGAGGAGACUGGAAACGAGGAGCAGAAAGUGAGCGACGCUGUUCUUCGUGCAGUUGAGGAUGUACUAGCUGACUUGGCAGAUGAGAAGCAAGAAAGGCCGAGCUUGUAUCAAUUCAAUUCCGGUUUUUCAUCUUCAGAAGACCUGUCGGAAGCUCCGUCGGGAACAAGCACGCCUCGAGUUUCUCGGCUUUUAAGCAAGGAUGUCCAGCGCGACCUGUUUGGAGAGGAUAUGGAGAUAAAUGGGCUGUUCGACAACAACGGUGAAGUGUUAGAGGAUAAAGAGUCAACCAAGUCAAUGAAGAUUUUUGAUGACGAGAACGAGAGUCUCUUGGACGAUGAUAUGACAAUGUCGUCUUCUCAAGAGCUGCGACUGGCUGCUCCGGGGAAUCUUAAUCUGGGCGACGAAAUAGAAAAGCUGGGGGCGGAGGUUGAUAAGCUCGAGCAGCAGUUACGCAUUAUAGAGCCGCUUCUGAACAAGGCAGAGCUCACCAAUAACGUUUCUGAGUUGAAUAUCCUGAGAAAAACUCAAGCAGGACUCAAAAAAGAGCUCCAGCUGAAGGAAUUACAGAAACAACAAUAUAUCGUCCAGGAAAGCGAUAAUACCCUGUAUGGGAAAAGUCAAGUCCGGAUUCAGUCAUAUCUCAACGGAUUUGAGGAUGGAAAAGAAUGCAUUAUGUACAUAAUUGAGGUGCAAAAGCUCACGGCUGAUAAUACGGUGACCGCAGGAUGGAUGGUUGCAAGACGGUUCAGCCAAUUUUUCAAAUUGAAUAAUUAUCUGAAAAGCAAGUUCGCCGAAGUUGGAGAGCUGGACUUUCCCAAACGUAAGGUGGUUCUCAAGUUUCAGCAGCGAUCGUUGAUCGUCGAGCGACAGCGGAAAUUGGAGCGCUACCUGCAAUCACUCAUUGAAAUGCGCGAAGUUUGCCAGGACAAAGUCUUCCGCAGCUUCCUGUCUUCGGAAUUCUUCGACAUCAAUCCCGACGAGUCGCGCCAGAAACUUGGGAAGCUAGGCAAUCCGGGGAAGAGUGCAGUGAAUAUGGCCUCAAAAUUGUACAACAACAUCUCCAACCAGUGGCAGCUGCAAUACAAGGCUCCUGCAAGUGAUGUCGACGAUAAGCCAUCUUUGGAAAUGCAAAAAGAGCUCUCCAGCUUGAAUGAAAAUUUAGAAGAGCAGGAAGCGAAGUUUUCCUCAUUUGUUAAGCCUAUCAGUGAUUUCCUAAUCACGGUAUUCUGGCUCAAGAACUCAAAGGUCUGGUUAAGAGGCCGGGCUAUUGUGCUGGUUUUACAGCAAUUGUUGGGCUCCACAAUCGAAAAAAUGGUGAGAGUCAGCAUUGAUGGGAGGUUCAAGGACUCAUCGACUGUGGCUAGCAUCCUUACUAUGUUGCAAGACUCCCUGUGGCCAAACGGGUCGUUCAGAAAGUCAGGAACUCCUAGAACCUUAUUGGAGAAAUCCAAGACCAAACAGCAUGCUAAAAAGAUCUUGGAAUUCUUCAUCAUGGACACCUGUUCCAAGAUUUUCGGAGCUUCCAACUCCAGAUUGGCUGCAGAGACAACGUUUCAUAUUUUGCAAAACCAGACGUUAAACAGACACUUGGUUCUAACAGUUCUACAGGAGGUUUUGGAGACGGUCUUUCCAGAGAUCGAAAGAUAA
Ogataea haglerorum is the source of this 3432-nucleotide messenger RNA. RefSeq lists its product as uncharacterized. The transcript has a single exon. The record is from RefSeq and is a predicted model, not a curated record. Gene Ontology annotation, cellular component: intracellular membrane-bounded organelle. Gene Ontology annotation, molecular function: phosphatidylinositol binding. The coding region runs from base 1 to 3432 and encodes 1143 amino acids. NCBI's taxonomy places the organism in Eukaryota, Fungi, Ascomycota, Pichiomycetes, Pichiales, Pichiaceae.